Alternaria rosae is the source of this 652-nucleotide messenger RNA. RefSeq lists its product as uncharacterized. The transcript has a single exon. Lineage: Eukaryota; Fungi; Ascomycota; Dothideomycetes; Pleosporales; Pleosporaceae. The coding region runs from base 129 to 509 and encodes 126 amino acids. The record is from RefSeq and is a predicted model, not a curated record.
CUUGCUCCUAUGCUUGACUCUCCUGAGACUAUCAGCCGCCUUUGCGGCUUUUCGCCCCACCACUCUCCAUCUCUCCUCAACCCUAUUAUUACUUAUUCACACAUCCACAAGAACUUGAAAUAGACGACAUGGGCAAACGUCACAACAGAAAACGAACUAGAAGCCGUCCUCGGAACCGCAACAACAACCACGACAAUUCACCUCCGCAAGCCAUCAACCACACUCGAAGCGAGUCGGUCAGCACUACCUCUUCAACUCUCUCCGCAACCAGCUCCUGUUUCCACCCUCAAAGCUAUCCGAAUGCGAGUGCCAGUGCGAACCACUGGCAGCAAACUUACACCGCAUGGCAAACCCGGCUUCGACUACAACAGGAGCAGGAGCAAGAGUUAGAGACUCAACGACUGCGCAUCUUUGGUGGACUACCGGAGGAUGAGAGGACCUUGAUGGAGCCGAUGCUCAAGGUGGUUACGGAUCUUUUUGAUGGUUUCUACGAUUACGAAGAUCCGUGAUGAUUAGAGUGCUGGUUCUUUGCACAUCUCUACUCCUGCGCAUGGGCAUCCAUUUCAACGGACGAUACAUGUUUUUUACGACGAACACGACACGAAUUAACGACCAAACCAACGAUGACUCUGGUAGCCAGCCGGGGGCGUGG